Molecule: messenger RNA, 1073 nt
Organism: Plectropomus leopardus (leopard coralgrouper)
Lineage: Eukaryota; Metazoa; Chordata; Actinopteri; Perciformes; Serranidae
Source: RefSeq, a predicted model, not a curated record
AAUAAGUGGAGGCAAAUAGAAAUUGGAGGGAAGCUGUUGAAAAACAUGGAAUAAAAACAUCUUUUUUGUGCCGUUGGAAGUCAGAUUAGGAAUUCAAAUAAGAUAACCUUCGCACAAAAAGCGUCCACUCGUCCUUGUUUGUGCAGCUUUUUGACUUCAUUUCCCAUAAUGCAGCUCAAAGGCUACGUAUUCAGUGUGCGACAAACAUUUUAAGUGUGCUCCACAAACUGCCGAGGAAAACAUCGAGUCGUUUUGCUUAAAAAUACAGAAGAAUUUGAAGCCCUUUUGCGGCAUAUUUAUUUUCCUUCUCCAGGCCACCAGAGUUUGAAGAUUAGAGAUGUCUCUGGCGGACGAGCUGCUGGCAGAUUUGGAGGAGGCCGGAGAUGAGGGGGAGGACGGGUUGUAUCCAGAGGGAGAGGAGGGGGAGAGUGAUGGAGAGGUGACGCAGGGACGGACAGAGGCAGGGCUGGAAGACAUCCCAGAGGAGAUGGAGGUGGACUACAGUAAAGCAGAGAGUGUAGCGUCCAUCGCCAAGCUCCGUAAUAGCAAACAGUUUUCAGAGAUUAUGGACAAAAUUUCCGUGUACAGUGGAAAGCAGCGCAAGAACUCAGAGGUCUCCGGUCCAGUCGAGGCUGACCCAGAAUACAGACUGAUCGUCGCAGCCAAUAACCUCACAGUGGAGAUCGACAACGAGCUCAAUAUCAUUCAUAAAUUUACUCGGGACAAAUACUCCAAGAGGUUCCCUGAGCUCGAGUCUCUGGUGCCAGAUUCUCUAGAUUACAUCCGCACAGUCAAGGAGUUGGGAAAUAACUUGGAGAAAUGCAAGAACAAUGAAACUCUGCAGCAAAUCCUCACCAACGCCACUAUUAUGGUUGUGAGCGUCACAGCCUCGACCACACAGGGGUCACUGCUGAGUGAGGAUGAACUGAAGCAGCUGGAGGAGGCAUGUGACAUGGCUCUGGAGCUGAACCAGUCUAAACACAGGAUCUACGAAUAUGUCGAGUCCAGGAUGUCGUUCAUCGCCCCAAAUCUGUCCAUCAUUGUUGGAGCAUCAACAGCUGCCAAGAUCAUGG